GAUUAUUCCAUAACCUUUGUUACAAUAAACUGUAACGUAAAGAGAGAAAUCAAGAGAGACGUUGAGCGCCGCCAUCAACGGUGGAACAAGCGUAUUCGCCGGCCGUCGCUGCUGCUUCCAUUUCCUGCUCGCAGUCGCAGCAGCAUCACACAAUGAGUUCUGUGAACACUGAAGAACCCCAAAAACUGGAAUCGGAGGCUGUUGAAGGAGAAGAAGAAAAUCAACAACUUCAACUACUUGUAGCUGAGGACAAACUCGCCUUGCAAUUCAUGGAUUCAGUGCAUAACUACCUAUCCCUCUUCGAUGCAUUGUCCUCCACACUUGGACAGGGAUGGCUGGAUUUAGCUAGUGCUCGACAUUCCAUGGGUGCUUCACGCAUUAAUAGCAGUUUAUUGGACCUCAAGUUCCAUCCAGCUGCUACAACAUCAAAGAUAGUCAAAUACCAAGGUGAACAACCAUGCUUCAUGUUGCGCAAAUGGGUAUCCUCUGAACAUGAAAAUUCUCAACUGGAAGACAAGAAUGGGAAGCUACAAGAUAGUAGUGCUGAGGUAACCGCUGCAAAUAACUUAUCAGGGCUUGCAGAUGAUGAGGAAGUUCAAAAGGAGCGAUCCAAGUCCUUGUCUGUUUUUGGAAUUUUAAUUUCCCCCAAGCUUCGAUCCACACAGCUUUCAUUUGAGAAAGCACUAGAAACCCUCAUAGAAUUAGCAAAUAUGCGUUCAUCAUUGAUACAUUCUUUUCACCAACUUCAUCGAGAGACGGAAGAUACUGAAGAAUGAAAAAGUAGCAGUUCUCUCAGGCUGACAGAAUUGUAUCUCAUGUGGAUGAUCAAAUUACUGUACUGGAAGACCGAGCAUUGCAAGGUUUUGGCGUUCAAUUUGUUGAUUUAUCAGAACACAGCAAAAUUUCCUUCCAGUGCUUAUUACACUGUGCAUCCUUUUCAGAGUCUAUGAGAUUCUACAUUAGUUUUGAACAGUUUACAGAAUGCCAUCAUGUUGGAUGAAACAAAUUCUUCAAAUAUGUUUCUAUUCAAUAUUUUUGUUUCCUUUUACUUUUUACUGUGAUGUCUCAUUGUAUUCAAAAGCACACUAUGAUUUGCUGGAAACUGUGGAAUACAUAGAAAAAUUGGCAGCGCCCUUGCAGUUAUAA
Lotus japonicus is the source of this 1146-nucleotide messenger RNA. RefSeq lists its product as uncharacterized. The coding region runs from base 153 to 776 and encodes 207 amino acids. The record is from RefSeq and is a predicted model, not a curated record. Lineage: Eukaryota; Viridiplantae; Streptophyta; Magnoliopsida; Fabales; Fabaceae. Gene Ontology annotation, biological process: vacuolar proton-transporting V-type ATPase complex assembly. Gene Ontology annotation, cellular component: extrinsic component of endoplasmic reticulum membrane. The transcript is spliced from 8 exons.